AUGACGUUGCGCGCCUGCGGCCUCCCCUGCGCACGGCACUUGAACGGGGGCUGGCUUGCAUCGCCCCAACUGUCAUUGGACGCCAUUGCACAGCAAUGGGCAUCGGGCUUGUUGCAGUCUCAUCUUUUCAUCAUCAUGGGUCUACACGUGCAGGAUAUUGCGAGCGCCAUUGCUGCCGCCAGCUAUUGGAAGCUGGCGGGUGCGGUUCUGGGACUGCUUGUCAUCUACCAGGCCCUGUCCACGACGUACAACGUCUUCUUCCAUCCCCUCCGUCAUUACCCGGGCCCCUUCCUCCAAGGCGCGUCCAAGAUCCCCUGGUUCUUGCAUCAGACUGGCGGCACCCUCGCCUUCCACACGCAGGGCCUCCAUGAAAAGUAUGGCCCCGUCGUCCGCAUCGCACCCCAUCAUCUGUCCUUCACGGACCCCCAGGCCUUCAAGGAUAUCUAUGGCCACCGCAUCGGUGCCGCGUCCGACAUGCCGGAGCUGCCCAAGGCAACCAUGUUCUACCACGUCUCGCGCAGAAUCCCGCACAACAUCAUCUCAUCGACCAUCGAGGACCACCGCGGCCUGCGUCGCAGCCUGGCGCACGGCUUCAGCGACAAGGCCAUGCGCGAGCAAGAGCCCAUCAUCGGGCGCUACGUCGACCUCCUGAUGCUGCGGCUCCACGGGCUCUGCGGGGCGGCGGCCGAGGGCACGGCAGCCGUCGUCGACCUGAAGAACUACUACAACUGGACGACGUUUGACGCCAUUGGCGACCUCGUCUUUGGCGAGAGCUUCGGCUGCCUCGAGGCCAACAAGCAGCACCCCUGGGUCGACGCCAUCCUGUCGGCCGUGCACCAGGGCGCCUUUCUCAUCGGCCUCAUCUACCUCGGGUUCGGCGAGCUGGUCGAGCUCUCGCGCCUGGCGGCCAAGCCGGGACGCGCCGACCUCUUCGAGGGUGUGCUGCGGAAGCGCGACGAGCUGGGGCUGACGUUUGCCCACCUCGCCGGCAACGCGUCGCUGCUCGUCGUCGCGGGCUCGGAGACGACGGCGACGCUGCUCUCCGGCGCCACGUACCUGCUCGUCUCGAACCGACACGUGCUCGACAAGGUGACCAAGGAGGUCCGCGAGACCUUUGCCUCGGCCGUCGACAUCAACCUGUCCUCCGUCGGCGGCCUGUCGUACAUGCUGGCCGUGCUCAACGAGUCGUUCCGCUGCUACCCGCCCGUGACGUCCAACCUCGUGAGGCGUGUGCCGCUGGGCGGCCAGACGAUCGCGGGCAACUAUGUGCCUGUAGGGACGCUGGUCGAGGUGCAGCAGUGGUCUGCGAACCACUCGACCGACAACUGGGCCGACCCCUGGACGUUCCGACCGGAGCGGUUCCUCGACAGCGAGGAGGAGGCCGCGGCCAAGGGCAACAAGUUCGAGGCGCUCCAGCCGUUCAGCGUUGGUCCGAGAAACUGCAUUGGCAGGAAGUGA
Verticillium alfalfae VaMs.102 is the source of this 1458-nucleotide messenger RNA. Its product is annotated as isotrichodermin C-15 hydroxylase. The coding region runs from base 1 to 1458 and encodes 485 amino acids. NCBI's taxonomy places the organism in Eukaryota, Fungi, Ascomycota, Sordariomycetes, Glomerellales, Plectosphaerellaceae. The transcript has 5 exons. The record is from RefSeq and is a predicted model, not a curated record. Gene Ontology annotation, molecular function: monooxygenase activity; oxidoreductase activity, acting on paired donors, with incorporation or reduction of molecular oxygen; iron ion binding.